AUGCUGAGCAGCCCGACAGAUGGAGGAGCUAAGGAUGUGAGAGACACAGACAGACAGAGAGGGACCCAGAGUCAGGGAGAGGAGGAGCAGGCAGUGGAGGACGCCGGAGGACUGGCAGUCACACCACGCCACAAGCUGAGCAGCCAACCAGCAGAUGGACGGGGUUUCCGGGGGACUGAAAGACCCAGACAGACACCUGCCCGGUCCAAUUCAGAUACAAGCUUGUCCAUCACAGCAGUCCAAGGGGCUUGUAAACUCCUGGCCAGUGUCAUGGCUGUAUCCAGGAUCCAGGACAGGUACCUGCACGCCCUGUACCUGGGCCUGCAGAGUCGCUGGCGCGGGGAGCGGCUGCGGCGCCACUUCUACUGGCGGAUGCUGUUCGAGAGCGCGGACGUGAGCAUGCUGCGCCUGCUGGAGACCUUCCUGCGGAGCGCGCCUCAGCUGGUGCUGCAGCUCAGCCUGCUGGUGCACAGAGGCCGGGAGCCAGACCUGCUGCCCGCCCUCUCCACUUCUGCCUCCCUCGUGUCCCUGGCAUGGACUCUGGCCUCCUACCAGAAGGUGCUGCGGGACUCAAGGGAUGACAAGCGGCCCCUGUCCUACAAAGGCGCUGUGGCCCAGGUGCUGUGGCAUCUGUUCACCAUUGCAGCCCGCAGCCUGGCCUUUGCCCUCUUUGCCAGUGUCUAUAAACUCUACUUUGGCAUCUUCAUUGUGGCCCACUGGUGCGUCAUGACCUUCUGGGUCAUCCAGGGUGAGACUGACUUCUGCAUGUCCAAGUGGGAGGAGAUCAUCUACAACAUGGUGGUAGGCAUCAUCUACAUCUUCUGCUGGUUCAAUGUCAAGGAGGGGCGCAGCCGCCACCGCAUGACCCUGUACUACUGCAUUGUUCUGCUGGAGAAUGCUGUGCUCACUGGCUUCUGGUACUCCAACCGCAACUUCUCCACUGACUUCUACUCGCUCAUUCUGGUCUGUGUGGUGGCCUCCAGCUUUGCGCUGGGCAUAUUCUUCAUGUGUGUCUACUAUUGUCUCCUGCACCCCAAUGGGCCCAUGCUGGGUCCCCAGAUGCCUGGCUGCAUCUUCCGUGAGGCCUCAAGGCCCUGUGGCCCACCAGCUGACGCUAUCACAAGUCCUCCAAGGUCCCUGCCAAGGACUACAGGCACGGAGCGGGAUGGGGUCUCGGUGGGGGGUGAACGCCCAGGGACCCCCACGCCACCUGUCUUUCAGGUGCGGCCUGGCUUGCCUCCCACACCAGUGGCCCAUCCUGUGCGGACAGAGAGGCCUGUCAUUCGGAUUGACUUGCCUCGCAAGAAGUACCCAGCCUGGGACGCUCAUUUUAUUGACCGCCGGCUCCGGAAGACCAUUCUGGCACUGGAGUACUCCUCGCCUACCACACCCCGGUUGCAGUACCGGAGCGUGGGGACAACCCAGGAACUGCUAGAAUAUGAGACCACAGUGUAGGCCACAGUCUUUCCCAAAAGGGGGACAGACAUGACUGACCCCACAUCAACCACAGUGUUAACCUGGAGUUUGAGGGCCAACAGGCUAAGGGGAAAUGGAUCUGUUGGUCCCAGGAUAGAGUGGCCCCACCAUUGGGUUCUUUUAGGGGUGGGGGCAGCCCUUUAGGGGAGGCCUCAGUCCCAGGCCCUGUUUUCAGUGCUCUGGCCCAUUCCCGAAAGUCCCCUGAACCAGGGCCAAGGGAGUUGACUGGUGCUACAUUCCUCACAAGCUGCCCCAUUUUUACUGGGGCCUCCAUACCAUGCCUGAUGCAAGGGGCUGAUGCCCUUGCUCCUGCCUGGCAUUGCCCUCCUGGUACCCCUGGUGGA
Messenger RNA from Chinchilla lanigera (long-tailed chinchilla), 1820 nucleotides. It is a transcript of the gene Xkr7, whose product is annotated as XK, Kell blood group complex subunit-related family, member 7. Gene Ontology annotation, cellular component: plasma membrane. The record is from RefSeq and is a predicted model, not a curated record. Lineage: Eukaryota; Metazoa; Chordata; Mammalia; Rodentia; Chinchillidae. The coding region runs from base 1 to 1455 and encodes 484 amino acids. The transcript is spliced from 4 exons. Gene Ontology annotation, biological process: apoptotic process involved in development; engulfment of apoptotic cell; phosphatidylserine exposure on apoptotic cell surface.